AUGGUCUUCACAACCCCCGUCUGGGUACCCAAGCUCCCAAUAGACCCCCCGGACUCAAUCCCCGUAGCCGAGUUCAUGAGGAACGAGACAUAUGGUCGCUAUCCUAUCGCGAAAAGUAGACAUCCGUUUACCUGUGGUAUAACUAAACGCACGUACUCGACGACUCAGUUGUUUGAGCGGUCUGAAUGCGUGGCCAGAACAUUGGCAAAACGGAUGCAAUGGCAGCCCAAUGAAGGGACGCCUUGGGACAAGGUUCUCGCCAUCUUUUCUCUCAAUACGAUUGACUACAUCACGGCUAUUUACGGUGUCCAUCGUCUCUCGGGCAUCGUCACUCCAGCCAACGCAGCUUAUUCCGUCGACGAAUUGACAUACCAGCUCAAAGCAUCAGGCGCAAAAGCUAUGUUUACUUGUACACCUCUUCUCGAAGUUGCUCUCAAAGCAUGCAAGAACGUUGGAAUAUCAGAAGAAAGCAUUUUUCUCUUUGAUAUUCCCCGUGCCGACCCCGUUUCAAAGUUUCCAUAUGCUUCUCUAGAGGAUUUGAUCAAAGAAGGCUCUCAACUUGCCGAGAUUGAAGAGCUGCAGUGGGUCCAGGGUCAGGGUGCGCGCCAAACUGCCUUUCUGUGCUUUUCGAGUGGAACAUCAGGUUUGCCGAAAGCUGUUAUGAUAUCCCACUACAACGUCAUCUCGAAUGUCCUGCAGCACGUCACAUACGAGUCGACCGCUCGAGCAAAACGUGGCAUUGCUACUCAAGCUGUAACGGGAUUCUUACCAUUAUCCCAUAUAUAUGGUCUUGUUAUUGCCGCGCAUACGAUGACUUGGCGAGGAGAUCAAGUCAUCAUCCUGCCAAAAUUUGAAUUUCAAGACUUUUUGCAAUCUGUUCAGGAUUUCAAGAUCAGACAACUCUUAGUAGUUCCUCCUAUCAUUAUCCAAGUCCUACGUUUCAAGGACAUCUGCGCCAAAUAUGAUCUUAGCAGCGUAAAAUUCGUUUACUGUGGUGCUGCACCUCUAGGCGAAGAGACCAUUCGAGAUAUGAAGAACUUGUAUCCAGACUGGACGAUUGCGCAAGCCUAUGGGAUGACAGAAACAGCAACAGUAGUGUGUUCCUCAAGCGAAGAUGAUGUCUUCACCAAAAGCUCUGGAUCUCUUUUCCCAGGAACAAAAGCCAAAAUCAUCGACCCAGAGGGCAAAGAAAUCACUCAACAUGAUCAACCUGGAGAGUUACUCGUGCAAGCGCCUUCUGUUGUGUUGGGUUACUUGAAUAAUGAAAAGGCAACAGCCGAAACAUUUGUGCAUCAACACGAUGGGAGAUGGAUCCGAACCGGAGACGAGGCUAUAGUGACACUGGCUCCUUCUGGAAAUGAACACGUCGUCAUCGUUGAUCGAAUCAAAGAACUCAUCAAAGUCAAAGGCCAUCAAGUUGCACCAGCUGAGCUCGAAGCACACAUAUUGACACACACCCACGUCUUCGACUGUGCCGUCAUCCAAAUCCCCGACGAACGUUCAGGAGAAGUGCCCAAAGCAUUCGUUGUUAAGAGCUCCUCAGCUGAGUCUUUGACUGAGGAGGAACUGGCACGUGAUAUUGAAAAGCAUGUGGCAGAUCACAAGGCAUCGUACAAGCAGCUCAGGGGAGGUGUUGAGUUUUUGGAUGUCAUACUCAAGAGUCCUAGUGGGAAGAUUCUUCGUCGAUUGUUGAGGGAUAAGGAGAGGGAGAAGAGGAGAGGACAGGGUUCUAGACUGUAA
Molecule: messenger RNA, 1740 nt
Organism: Fusarium coffeatum
Lineage: Eukaryota; Fungi; Ascomycota; Sordariomycetes; Hypocreales; Nectriaceae
Exons: 7
Coding region: 1-1740 (579 amino acids)
Molecular function (GO): CoA-ligase activity
Source: RefSeq, a predicted model, not a curated record